AUGGUGCUACGAUCCGGUAACCGUAAACAGCUGAAAUUCCCAGGAAACGGAGUUUAUUCGACCCCGCCGCCGAAUACAACAGUGCCGUCGAUUAGCCAUCAGAAAAGCCAGCAGGAAGCAGCACAGCUUGAAAACAAAAUGGCGGCCAACAUUGAAGCUCUCAGCCGAUGCUGCGAAACUACGAGAGGGAAGAUCAACAGAAUACGGAAUGCGAUUGAAACUGCUGAUCAUGAUUAUCAACGCUUCAACAUACAUGCGCUUAGGUUGUACAUGAAGACGGUAGAUUCAGCUUAUGAAGAAUAUAAUGAUUUUCAAAACAAAAUAUAUCUUGCUGAUCCGUCUAGAAAAGAUGAAUUUGAACCAAAAUUCAUAGAAUUUGAGGAACUCUAUGAAUUCAGCAGGAUAUCACUGUGCCAGAUGAUCGACGCUCACGAAAAUACGGUGAAACAAAACCAGUUGUCCGUAGCCGGUGGGCCAGGAACUUCGGCACAAUCCAGUGGAAGUAGUGGAAACCAAUUUUUUAAGCUGUCACCAACGAUCGUGCUACAACAAGCCGCUUUACCUAGCUUCGAUGGUAGAUACGACCAUUGGUUCAAAUUCAAACAGAUGUUCCGUGAUAUCGCGGACAAAUGCACGGGAGAUUCUGCUGCAACCAAAUUGCAUUAUUUGGACAAGGCAUUAAUCGGUAAGGCACAAGGAGCCAUUGAUCCGCAAAUCAUAAGGGACAACGAUUACGAAGGUGCGUGGAAGAGCUUGACAGAGCAAUUUGAAAAUCUCCCUUCUUUAAUAAGCGACACUAUAAUGAAGCUGUUGAAUCUGAAAGCGAUGACGAACGAAUCGUAUCAGCAGCUAAAGAGUUUGGUCGACGAAGUUGAAAAAUGUAUUGGUUCGUUGGAAUUCCAUCAACUGAAAAUGGACAAACUAUCAGAAGCCAUAGUGAUCACACUAAUCUCUACGAAACUGGACCAGGAUACACGAAACAUAUGGGAGUCGAACGUGAAACGAGGUAAGCUUCCUAUUUACAAGGAUAUGAUUGCUGUCCUGCGGAAUCAACAACAUGUUUUGGAACGUUGUGAAUCUUACAAGUCGACUCAGAAGAGCAAAGGCCAACCUUUCCGCACUACUCAGAUAGUCGCAACGAAGGCGCACACGGUGACGAUCCAGAAAUCUGACGAAUGCCCGAUAUGCAGUGAUGCGCAUGGAGUGGAAAAAUGCAGCGCAUUUAAAACAUUGGCAGUGAAUGAACGAUACGAAAAAGCAAAACAACUAGGCCUGUGCUAUUCAUGCCUAAAAAAAGGACAUCGCACUUCGAACUGUAAAACAAAUGCAAAGUGCCCAAAGUGUUCCCGACGACAUCAUAUGAUGCUACAUCAGGAAGAGCAGACGUCUCUGGACAAUAAGAAACCGACCUUGCGGAAAGGUGAAGAAAUCGAUUCUACGAUGAAUGCAACUGCGAAACCCGAAGCUGAUGUGACGGUGGCCAAUUGUUCACUUUCAAACAACACCAUUACAUCACCUAAACAUGUGUUGUUGGCCACUGCAAUAGUUUAUGUGUUUGACAUGAACGGUGAACAGCAUAAAUGCCGUGUCUUGUUGGACUCUGGGGCCAUGACAAAUUUCGUGUCCCAACGGUUGGCAGACCUUCUCCAACUGAAAAAGAACUUUGUGAAUGUUCCUGUCACCGGCGUGAAUGGGAUGAAGACUCUGGUGAAAUUCAAAGUGCAGUGCAAAGUGAAGUCUAGAGUGUCUGACAGCGAAUUUUGUUUGGAUUAUUUGGUGGUUCCCAAAGUAACCAGUGCACUGCCUGUGACGAGAUUGAACGUGAAAAAUUGGCCAAUUCCAUCAAAAUUACAGUUGGCAGAUCCGACAUUUUUCGAGCCGUCGCGGAUAGACAUGUUGGUCGGAGCAGAAGCAUUCUUUGAUCUAUUAUUAUCCGAUAAGAUAAGAAUGUCCGUUCAUCUCCCGGUGUUGCAAGAAAGUCUUCUUGGGUGGCUUGUGUCAGGACCAGUGGAUGCAACCGUCACAGUGUGCACAGUGCGUUCUUUCCAAGUAGCUACCUUUCGAGAAAUGGACAUGGACUUGAAUCACAUUCUGAAGCGAUUUUGGGCAGUUGAUAACCAGUCGAGUGAACCGGAGCCGAAGGACAACGAAUGUGAGAUGCAUUUUUUGGAAACGUUCGAUCGUGCUCGUGAUGGAAGGUAUGUGGUUAGAUUGCCAUUUCGAGCUGGAGCUGUUGGAGAGCUUGGUGAUUCUCGUCAGCAAGCAGAAAAGAGGUUUUACCAGCUGGAGCGAAGAUUAAACAAGGAUCCACAGUUGAAGAAGCUUUAUUCGGACUUCAUUAACGAAUAUCUUGCGUUGGGUCAUUGUCGAGUGCUGGAUUAUCCUAUGUGCAAUGAUGAAACCGGCUACUACAUGCCCCAUCAUUGUGUGCUUCGUCCGGAAAGCUCAACAACACGAUUGAGAGUUGUGUUUGACGCGUCAGCGAAGAGUGCCUCAGGGCAUUCGCUUAAUGACUUGUUGAUGGUAGGACCUCCAGUACAGGACAACUUGUUCGACAUCGUACUACGUUUUCGUCUAUACACCUACGCAUUUACGGCGGAUGUGUCGAAAAUGUACCGGAUGGUAGAUAUGCAUCCGAGCGAUACCAAAUAUCAAAGGAUUUUGUGGCGUGAAGAUUCGUCUAAGCCGUUGAAGGAACUUGAAUUAUCGACGGUAACCUACGGCACAGCAGCCGCUCCGUUCUUGGCAACACGUUGUCUAAACCAGCUCGCCGAAGAUGAGAAGGAAUGUUUCCCGGAAGCCAGCUACGUUGUGAAGAAGGGCGUAUAUGUUGAUGAUGUGCUAUCUGGAGCAGCGACACUGGAAAAAGCAAAACAGUUACAGAACGAUUUGAUUGCGAUGCUUUGUCGUGGUGGUUUUCAGUUACAUAAGUGGUGUGCAAAUGACCCUGGUUUGUUAGAGAAUAUUCCUGUGGAAAAACAAGAAAAAGUUCUUGACUUUCGGAAUCAUGACGUGAACGAAACAAUAAAAACACUUGGCCUACUAUGGAAUCCUAUUGAAGAUUGUUUUACGUUCCGAGUGAAUCAUGUGGAAGACAGUGGUAAUAAAGUUACGAAGAGACAAGUAAUGUCAGAAAUUGCUCGCCUUUUCGAUCCGCUGGGACUGCUCGCCCCCGUUAUUGUGAUUGCAAAAAUGGUUAUGCAAGAUUUGUGGCGAAGCGGUUUGGACUGGGAUGACGGAUUGUCACAAGAGCAAUUGGAUGUGUGGAAUAAAGUGAAAAAUGAACUUCCUGACGUUGGUAAAAUGAAGAUUCCGAGACUUGUAACCGUCAGUGGAAUUUUCCGGCUUCUCUGA
This is a messenger RNA of Armigeres subalbatus, 3354 nucleotides long. RefSeq lists its product as uncharacterized. Gene Ontology annotation, molecular function: nucleic acid binding; zinc ion binding. The transcript has a single exon. NCBI's taxonomy places the organism in Eukaryota, Metazoa, Arthropoda, Insecta, Diptera, Culicidae. The record is from RefSeq and is a predicted model, not a curated record. The coding region runs from base 1 to 3354 and encodes 1117 amino acids.